Arthroderma uncinatum is the source of this 1500-nucleotide messenger RNA. Its product is annotated as WD domain-containing protein. Gene Ontology annotation, molecular function: protein binding. Gene Ontology annotation, cellular component: Set1C/COMPASS complex. The coding region runs from base 1 to 1500 and encodes 499 amino acids. The transcript is spliced from 5 exons. The record is from RefSeq and is a predicted model, not a curated record. NCBI's taxonomy places the organism in Eukaryota, Fungi, Ascomycota, Eurotiomycetes, Onygenales, Arthrodermataceae.
AUGAAUCUAGCCCUCAUUGACCCGUUUGCACUUGCGCAGGACUAUCCCGACAUCCUGACGGGAACUCUCAGGAGUGGCCAUGCAGCCUGUCUGCGCUUCAAUCGCAAGGGAGACUUUCUUGCCUCUGGAAGGGUCGACGGUACGAUCGUGAUAUUCGAUGUCGAAACGAACGGGGUUGCACGGAAGUUGCGUGGACAUAGCAAACAAAUUCAGUCGUUAAGUUGGUCACGGGAUGGACGAUAUCUCUUGAGCUCGUCUCAGGACUGGAAAUGUGUGCUGUGGGAUAUGAAAGAUGGUUCGCGGAUACGAACAGUACGAUUUGAGGCGCCUGUCUACAUUGCAGAGCUGCAUCCUUUCAACCACUGGCUAUUCGUUGCCUCAUUAUUCGAAGAUCAACCUGUUCUUGUCGACGUAUCCUCUCCCCGUCCCAUAAAACGCAUCCUACCCUCGGCCCCGCUUCGACCACAACCGGAGAAUGGAGAAGAAAUCGACCCUGCGGUUGCGGCUAAGCAGGCCGCACAGGAUGCGAAACACUCGACCUGUGUCACCAUUUUCACCGCAUUAGGCAAUCAUAUCCUAGCCGGGACAUCCAAAGGCUGGAUCAACAUAAUCGAAACGCAGACCUGCAAAACAAUUCAUUCCACUCGUCUAUGCAACGGAGUUAUAAUACUCCUGCGGCUUGCAAGCAACGGACGGGAUUUACUCGCAAACAGCUCAGACCGAGUUAUACGAACCAUUCUGAUGCCAGACCUCUCACAACUCGGCAUCAACCUCGAACCAUCCAAUAUCAAGCUCGAUAUAGAACACAAAUUCCAAGACGUUGUGAACAGACUGAGCUGGAAUCAUGUUGCCUUCUCCGCAACAGGCGAGUUUGUAACCGCGUCUACAUUCAUGAAUCAUGACAUCUAUGUCUGGGAACGCAGCCACGGCUCCCUCGUCAAGAUUCUCGAGGGCCCUAAGGAAGAGCUGGGGGUGGUUGAGUGGCACUCGAACAAAGCAAUGGUAGCCGCCUGUGGAUUAGAGUCCGGAUGCAUAUAUAUGUGGUCAAUUGUCACGCCGCAGAAAUGGUCUGCGCUGGCACCUGACUUCCAGGAAGUCGAAGAGAACGUGGAGUAUGUCGAGAGGGAGGAUGAGUACGAUAUUCAUCCUGCCGAGCAGGUCCAUCAACGUCGACUGGACCUGGAGGACGAGACGCCGGACGUGCUCACUAUCGAGCCAGUGAAGGGGGAAACCGGCGAAGAUGGGCUCGAGGCGUUCUGUAUGCCAGUUCUCCUGGAUAUAUCAGAUAGCGAAAGCGAAGAGGAUAUUAUAGCCGUUGGGCCAGGAACGAUGAGGAGACGCAGCCCGGCCUCAGGACGCGAAUGGAUGAAUAACAGCAGUAACAACGCUACCGCUUCUUCCGCCGCUGGUGGCGACAACGUUUACGACUCUGAUGGCCGCAAGCAAGGCAUGGUGUCGAACGGAGUCGGAAGAGCGCAAAAUAAAGGCCGCCGGAGGUAA